CGUUCCUUCGUCUUCUCCCCGCGAACCCUGAUCGGAGAGCCGUAGUUGGCGAGCUCGGGCGGGGACCAUGCUGACUCGGCUGAAAGCAAAGUCAGAGGGGAAGCUUGCCAAACAGCUAUGCAGACUUGUGUUGGAUCAGUUUGACAAACAGUAUUCGAAAGAACUUGGGGAUUCCUGGAGUACAGUAAGGGAUGUUCUGAUAUCUCCAUCACUAUGGCAAUAUGCCGUCCUCUUCAACCGAUUCAAUUAUCCCUUUGAACUGGAAAAGGCCUUGCAUCUUAGGGGCUAUCACACAGUCCUUCAAGGGGCCUUACCACACUAUCCUAAAUCAAUGAAGUGUUACCUCAGCCGAACCCCAGACCGAAUGCCUUCAGAAAGACAUCAGCCUGGAAGCUUGAAAAAGUACUACCUCCUUAAUGCUGCUUCUCUUCUCCCAGUACUGGCUCUGGAACUGAAGGAUGGGGAGGCAGUCCUGGACUUGUGUGCUGCUCCUGGAGGCAAAUCCGUAGCUCUGCUGCAAUGUGCUUAUCCAGGUUAUCUUCUCUGUAACGAGUAUGAUCGCCCGAGAGGAAGAUGGCUGAGACAGACGUUGGAAUCUUUCAUCCCACAGCCUUUGAUAAAUGUAAUUAAAGUGUCUGAAUUGGAUGGCAGAGAAAUGGGAGAUGCCCAGCCUGCAACGUUUGACAAGGUGUUAGUUGACGCUCCAUGUUCAAAUGAUCGAAGCUGGUUGUUCUCCUCGGACUCUCAGAAAGCUGCCCAUAGGAUCCAUCAAAGGAAGACUUUACCUGUCCUACAAGUAGAACUGGUGAGGUCUGCAAUUAAAGCCUUACGUCCUGGAGGGCUACUCGUGUACUCUACAUGCACACUUUCCAAGGCUGAAAAUCAAGAUGUGAUCAGUGAGAUCUUAACUUCCGACAGUAACAUCGUACCUGUGGAUAUUAGUGGGAUAACAAGGACUUUCUCCCAAGACUUCACAUUUGCUCCCACUGACCAGAAAUGCAGCCUUUUGGUAAUUCCUGAAAAGGGCAAAGCUUGGGGCCCAAUGUAUAUAGCCAAACUGAAAAAAGGGAUGAGUACAAGAAAAUGGCAAGGUGAAUUUUGUAAGCCAUGCUGAUGUGUUAUUUAAUGCAUAUUUUCUGAGCUCACCACGUGUUAGUUGUUAUGUGUAGCUCCUUGCUACUCUGCCUUAGUUCCGUGAAUGGGCCAAGCUACCAGCCCCCACCCAUCUUUCCUUGAAUCCACCGAUAAAAGGCAGGCAGGCAGGCUCGCGCGUGUACACACACACACACACACACACACACACACACACGCACGCACAGCUAUUCCUUUUGAACUUGCCUUCUUGGCACAAUUGCAGCGUGCUGUUAUCUCCCACUUGGAAAAGCAUGCCCUUAUCAGUAUUCUUAGUCUGCAUCUCCCACCCACCCUAAACUUUAGUUGCUAAACUCCCCUGACCACCAGCCUGUAGGAGUGGCCUGUGUGGCCACUCCAUUUUGAGAUCUCACAUGGUCAACUUUUCUCCAUCAGAAGACCAGCAAACUCUGUCUCUCCUUCCUUGUGUCUGUCUUUUUUCCUCCAGGGACCUGGAAGUUUCACCUAUUCCUUCUGCUCAGCAAUUGGCUCAUGGCUUCUUUACUGACAGUUAAGAACCAAUUGGGGAACAGGAUAGCAUCAGAACCGCCCCUACAGUUAGUAUUUAAAUACUUACAGAGCCACUUUCCCUAGGUCCAUUUGGAUCCUGUUUAGUUAGUAUUUCAGCCUCACUGAGCAUAGGAUUAAGAAUUUUUCAGGUAUAAUUUUGCUCCUCGAAAUAUAUGAAUAGUUAUGAUUUAAAGUGGGACAGAUGGUGUUGGUUCUGUAUAAUAAUUUUUAGUCUUUUAAUUGGGAUUUUAUAGUUAAAUUAAUUAGAAUACUGAGUUCUGUGCAUAAAAUGUUUAGGACCAUAUUCAAUAACAUGAGUGUUUUAAAUCUUUCCAUUAAAAAUGUGUAUUUGUCAACACUUUUACUGUUUCUUCAUCAAAUCUGCAGAUUCUUUUAGUAAGAAUAAUUGGUAUUCCAAGGCUAACUUCUUAUGCAGCACAAUUUCUAGUUCUAGCAAAAUAGGUUUCUUAUUUGCAAAGUUGUUUUGUGUUAAGGACUGUCUUCUGUUUACUGCAAAGGUCAGUGACUCUAUUGACACCAGCUUUAUUUCUCCCCAUUUCCUUUUAUUCACAAAUACAAAUUGAAAGGGUAAAUUAUGUUGAAAGGCCUUUAGAACAACAGAUUCACACGCACGCAUUUGACUUUCGACAUUCAGUUUGUAGAAUAAUGGAGUCUAUCCAGCAGGCUAUAAAGCAAGCACUUGAAACAAAACCAGAAUGAUUAAAAACGGCAAUAACUGAACUAUAUUUGGAGUGUUUUGUUACAUAAUUGCAGUCAUAAUGAGUACUACAGAAUCUGAUUAUCUUACAGUUGCAAUCUGGAGAGGCUUUUUAUUUCACUUGGUUAUAAAAUGUUAUAUGAGAGUGUGAUGUCACAUAUUAAUGUAAAAGAUACUUAAUAAGAGUCAGUUAUUCAUUACCAAGACCCCAAACCAUUCAGAGUGGUCUCUAUUUACACAUAUCCCAAGAAUUUUGGGUGUACUUCUAUAUUUACACUUAGGAUUUUUUUAAAUCAAUUUUCAAUCAUAAAUUUUUUCUUUAGAAAUGCACCAGUUGGAUCCAAACAUAUUUUUCCAACUAUUAAGAAAAAUCAUG
Molecule: messenger RNA, 2735 nt
Organism: Mus pahari (shrew mouse)
Lineage: Eukaryota; Metazoa; Chordata; Mammalia; Rodentia; Muridae
Gene: Nsun3
Product: NOP2/Sun RNA methyltransferase 3
Exons: 6
Coding region: 68-1114 (348 amino acids)
Biological process (GO): rRNA methylation
Cellular component (GO): mitochondrial large ribosomal subunit
Molecular function (GO): methyltransferase activity
Source: RefSeq, a predicted model, not a curated record